CUCUUUCCCCUCCCCCCCCCACCCUUGUCAGUUUCCAUUUCUCCAACAAUUUCUUCCUUUUCUCUCUCUUCUUUCACCAACUUCAUCAAUUCAACAUUCAAUGUUAAUAUUGCUGUCUCCAACAACAUGCCCAAACAACCUUCUACACCUCCUCCCAUUCCCAACAUCAUCAAACACACUCAUCACUUCACACAAAUCAACAACAUCAUGCCAAAAACUAUACAAAUACGUUACACCGACCCUGACGCCACGGAUUCUUCUUCUGACGAAGAAGAAAAUCCAAUACAUUCCAAUAUUACCCCUCGCCGCAGAAUCAAAACUUUCAUCCACGACAUUGUGAUCGAAAAAGAAACCAUUUCAAAUAAAAGAAAAAACCCUAACACCAGAGUUAAAACCAAAACUCCGGCGACUCAACGGCGGCCGGUGAUUUACACCGGGAAGAAAUAUCGUGGAGUGAGACAGAGACCUUGGGGAAAAUGGGCGGCGGAGAUAAGAGACCCCAAACUCAAAUUUCGACGGUGGUUGGGAACUUACAACACUGCUGAAGAAGCUGCUAUGGAGUAUGAUAAAGCCGCCAUUGAAAUACGUGGUGCAGACGCGCUUACGAAUUUCAUUCAACCCACGACAAAGAAGGUUGUUAUAAACUCCAGCAGCGAUGAAUGCGUUGUUUCUGCCACGUCAGUACUUCAAUGUUGUACUUCUUCCUCAGAAGGAGGUGAAUCCGUAACAGUAAAAGACAAUGUUAUCGUUCCAAUGAGUACUGAAUCUUUACGUGAAUGUGAAAAUGAAUGUUCGUCUGUGUCUGGGAAUUUGUUUGACAAUGAUUUAGUAAAAUCUGAGUCAGUUUUUCCGAUUCCUAAUGAUACGUUAUUUGAUGAGUUUGGAAACAUGUUCUUAUUCCAUGAUGAUUUGAGUGGAAGUUUUGUCGAUACUUCGAUUAAUAGUUUGGAUUUAGGUUUCACAGAAUGGAACAGAGAUUAUGGUGAUUUCCAGGAUAUUGGGGAUUUGUUUGGUUCGGAUCCUGUUACUGCUGUUUUGUUUGAUGAAGAAAUGAGCCAAGUUUUGUAACGGUAGGGAGGAUUAAGUUGUAAUCAGUUUUUGUUUUCAUUAGUAGUAUGAUAGUAUUUUAAUUUGUAAUGAGAGAAUUUAUGUUUGUUAAUUAA
Molecule: messenger RNA, 1163 nt
Organism: Medicago truncatula (barrel medic)
Lineage: Eukaryota; Viridiplantae; Streptophyta; Magnoliopsida; Fabales; Fabaceae
Product: ethylene-responsive transcription factor CRF1
Exons: 1
Coding region: 127-1068 (313 amino acids)
Biological process (GO): regulation of DNA-templated transcription
Molecular function (GO): DNA binding; DNA-binding transcription factor activity
Source: RefSeq, a predicted model, not a curated record